AAUGGGGGUGGCCCAACAUACUCCCUUGAUUCCAAGCGGAGGCCAGCGGAGGCUGGCAAGAUUUUUAGCGUGGAAUUAUGCUAAAUGCCCUCAGAACCGAAGCGCGCAUGCGAAAUUGGAUUUUCUUUUGCCGCAGAAUUUUACUUGACAGAUUUCUCUGCACUUAUGGCAUCGUCAUAUCACGUCCAGACUGUCAAUAGCGGAAUACAUUAAUGAAUUACAAAGACAAGCCUGCUGCUGGACAAGAGGGCGGAGCUGUUGAAGUGUGAUUGUCUAGCGAGCGACGCGGUCCGACAAUAAACGCUCCUUUAUUGUGUAUAAGGACAUUGUGCAUUGAGAAGUCACCGGCGCAGGAACGUGCGGUAUACUAUACAUGUGAGUUGUAACGGCAGACUUAUAGUAUCUUACCUGGCAUAUGGAAGCAGUUUGGGAGAUUCGAUCAUUAAUUUCCAUCUUUUCAACGCCGCAACACCGGAGAUUUUCGGAAUCUUGCAGAGCUGCACAGUGGUCAAGUAAGCUGCCGACAUUGAUCCUGCCGGAUUUACGUCUGCCUUCUUCACACGGUCGCCGUGGCAAAUUACCAGUCCAAAAACGCUGUUAACUUUUACUACAGAUAGAUUUUGUCGUCAAAAGUUAACAGUGCCGUUUCCCAGGAUUUGCGCUGCAUACGUCAACAUACGCGGCGGUGCAGUCUGUGUGUGUGUUUUCGUUGUACACUGCGCGGACUGUCACAACCCCACAUGCGCAUCAGGGUCAUCAUUGGUUUUAAUGAGUUGAAGUUUAUCUGGAGCGCCGCGCGCCACGGCCGCCACAGCUGCCAUCAUAUUGGGUAAUAAUCAGCGGUUGUUUUCGGGAUAUUCGUCACAGUCAUCUACUUAUUGGCUGGCAACCGGUGCAGCCAUUCAGCCGGUAUUCCACCGCCGCAUCAUCCGCCUGAUCUUAUGAGUCAACAUGUGGAGAUUUCUCUCUGCUGCAGCAUCCGAUAUCCGACGUCGGUCACGUAAUAUUCAGAGCAUUUAACUCUCCGUGCCCGCUGGUUGAUACGUGAUUACGCGACCUCGCUCUCGCCGUUCGGGAGGUCUGUUGUGUGCAUGUGUGUAUAUAUUCGCUUUUUUGAGUGCUUGUUGUCGAAGUGGCUAAUCUGACCGGCUUGAACAGUUCGACUACUUGGAAUAUGCACACUACUGUAAGCGCACCGUCCAAUUGCAAAAAAAACACAACCACUGGAUUUUCUAAAACCGCAUCUGCUAUUUUGGAUUGGUUUUUGCCAUUUGCCGCUAAUCUGAUAAUUACUAGCCAAACUGUAUAUAAACCCAGUUAUACCGCCUGCUCUGGGUUACAACAUUUGGAUAUGGUUUAUAUUUGCCGCCUAAUUAUCCAUAAACAUCUCUCCAUGCUGCCAUAAUAAUGUCACUAACUGCUAUCAAUAUCGCCACUGAUGAGUAUCCGAAAAUCUUUAAUGGUCAUUCGGCACCAACUCUGUCCGGAUCCUGUGCAGCGGCAAACGGAGCCAAGACGUGUAUGAAAACCGGCAAAGCGCUGUUUGUGCUUACCGGCGACAGUACGAGUGUUGGCAGUACAGACGGCAACAACUAUUCACGUUUAACCGAACUCGCCACGGAAGCUGACAAAAAAGUCUCAGAAUUUAAUGCCUUAAUCGCCGACGUGGAAUCCCGCUCACGGAAUCAGAAAGUUUUACUGGAGCGUUUGUUCGAAACACAGCUGAGCUUCAGUAAAUCCUCAGCUGCGGCUGCACGUCCGACCAAGUUGGAUUUACUGACAACAUCUGCCAAUGCCAAUCACAUGUCAGCAACUGUCCAGCAGCACACUACAGCCGAUAAUGCAAAUAAACUUAUUGUUGAUGAAUUGCCGGACUUUGGGCCAUUAUCCAAGAAGCUGCGUUCGAACGGCGUUACGACAUCACCGGUGGCCAGUGCGCGUCGCUUCUCCGCAUCAUCAGCAUCCUCCCCGACCAUCGCCACGUCGCUGCCGCGUACACAGUACGGCCGUAAAGGCUCCGUCCCGGCCACUAUCGGCAGCAGCUCUUCAGCACUCUUGACCUUAACAUCCCCCCACGCAACCCGUCGGACAGGGCCGCCGGAGCACCAGCACAAUCCGCAUAAUGCCUCUCCAGUGUCACUGAUCACCAAGGCCACCGCUGAUGAGCACAAUCAUUCCGUAGAUAGUCUGGUAAAGUUGUUUUCCGAGAAUUCCCCUGAGAAAUCCUGCGUGGACUGCCUGAGUAAGGCCAGUAAAAGAGCUAAUCCUAAUGCGGUGCGAUUACUCGUGCGCUGCCCAGACGGUACGGUCUACAGUGAAAACCCGCUGUCGGCAGGCCUACCGCCCAACGGGCGCCGCCUGCCUACGGCUGACAAUAAUGGGACCAAUGGGGAAGUGCAGCGUAGUAUGCCGACAUUUGCCAGCACCUGUGCCUUUCUCAACAAACUCAAACUGAAGAACGGCAACGGUUUGGAAUUUCAUUUGGGAAAGAUGCCCAGUAAACAGGAUACCAGCCAGUUGGAGAGUCUGUUAGCGGGAUUAAACUUUUCCAAGUUUCGCAUUACCGACCGGCUGGGAUCCUGCGAGCAUGCGUCGAAAUGUCCGCCUAAUGAGGAAAAACGCACGGGCCGACAGGCGGCCGUUCCGACAGCGGCCACAGCAGCAGCAGCUGGAGCCAAAGAGGCGAAAGUGGGUCAAAAAAAUUCACUGCACACUGAGGCCGGUAUUAAUGGGUGUAAUACGAGAGCGGAUCAUGCAACGAUUAUUAAUGAGACGGCACAGCCAAGGUUACCGCCGCCAGAUGGAGUUAUGCGAGCACUUUCGCAACCGGAAAACGAUCAAAAUUCCGAUCAUUUGCUCGGAAUUCUGCGUGUGGAUGAAGCGGACAUUCCAGUGAUACGUAAGGAGCGAUUACGUGUGACGCUGUCCGAAGAUCGUGAAAGUACACUCUUCGCUCCCGCCAUGAAGCACAGCGCCGGCACAAUGUAUAAAGUAUCGGAGGAUAUUGCAUCAUUAAUUAGUGACAUUCGUCAGCACUUCCAGCUGUACCGAAAAUGUGAUCACGUAGCUCAGCUGGCGGCGCGGCCCGUCGCCAGUGCUGGUGUGGAUACAAAUACCGAUACCAAACUGCGGACGGCAACCACGACUGUUGACAAGCCGCCGCUCAGCGAGGAUAUUAAUACGGAUACACAGUCCGUCAAUGGACUGCAUGAUGACAGCGGCAACACGGUGCCGGUGUGCCCCGCAACACCGGCGACAAAUCGACGCGAUUCGGAUUAUGUUAUCUCCGUUGUGUCGGACGAUUAUUCCGAGAGCACCGGGCCGGUGGAUGAGACCAUGGAAACCGAAUCCACAUCCUCAUCGUUCACGUUCAGCCCGACGGUGUCCACGACGCACAGCGCCUUUAACGGUGCGCUCAGUGAACGCGAUUACCUCAUUUCCGGUUCCAUUCAUGCAUUGUCAUCCAAGCGACAAGAGUCGCGUGCGGUUGACACUGAUGAGAAGACACCACUGCCAACCUUGGAAAAUAUAACUGAUCCCGGUGCGCACAUGGUUCAUAUGCAAACGACCGAUUUGCCGGCAAAAACCGAAGUGUAUGUCAACGGAAAUUCUGAAAGUAACCGCAAAGCUUAUGUGAACGGGUCAUCGUUGACCUUUCCACCACAACCACGAAAAGGCGGGUUAUCCUAUCCGGAAAACCAGUUUUCCAACAAUAUUAUCGCCAACACAACAGCGUCGUCCUGGGACAUUGAUAAUCCCGAAAACCGUCUUUCGUCGUCGUCGUUUCCUGAAAGCUCCAUUUCGUUAACCGACAGUGUGUACAGCACGUGCACAGCGGCGUCAUCCAGUCUGCGUUCGUACAUGGAUCCCGGUUCGGUAGAAAGCAGCGCCCGUGCCACCCAGUCCGCUCAAUCCGACACGGAACGCCCGGAAGUCGACGCCCGUAAACUGCGCUACCACAGUGACCCGACGCCCAGUGCCCAGGAGUUUUCCAAACCCGGCAGUAUUGCCCUUUAUUCGAUCAGCGAGCCGGUUCUCCCUAACGCCCCGGCAACAAGUGACGUGACCAAUAGUGCAGCAAAGAGUGUCGAUGAGGCGGAAAACAGCGAUCGCAGUAUCACUUUGCCGCUGAGCAUCAAAGACGACCUCAUACGGGAAAGCGGCGGAAUUAUGACAAUCGAUGCCAGGGCGUGGCCCGGCUGUGAAAGUGCUAUCCAUAACAAUGCCGGCGCUGACAACGUCGUGUGCGGCACAGCGCCGGCCGCCGGGGAAAAACAAACGGCAAACGGAAGUGCAUGCCCAACUGCCGCGAUAUCUCCCAGUGCGCCGGGCAAAGCCAACAAUCUACGAGCGGCAUUUCAUGCCAGCUUUCGUCAUGGUGACAAGCAUCAACCGCGGGGUCCAUUCGGGAUCUGCUUACAGGAAGAGCAGUUGCGUCGCGAACGCGCCGGCUACAAUCGACAGUUUGUCCAUGAUCUCAGUUUCCUUAACAGUCCCGAGCCAUCACCGGGAACACCCGAGCAUGUCAUGCCGGAAAAUGGUCUAGUGCCAGAAUUGACGGAGAACGGGGAGUGUAAGGAACGCCACAACAUGCCCAAACGCCGGCAAUCCGCGCAGUUGUUAGCGGAGGAGAAAUUGGCGCGACACUACGUGGGAAUGAAGUCGUCGCCCAAUUUGUUCUUUAAUGUGGUGGCAGCCGCGGGACUCAGUGAUUCCGCGGGGAGCGCACUGCGACCGGGUGAUAUCUGCCGGUCGGCGUCGGACGCCGACGCCACUAACUGGAAAAAACACAGCGACGACACUGACAGUGCCGUGUAUUCUGGAUCCACGGAAAGUGUGCCGUCGUCCGAGUCAAUUAGCUCACGAGCAAAAUUACAUCCUUCCACGAAGCGAGCCACGGAUUUCCGGACUCAUAUCGCCAAAGAGUUAUACGACACUGAAAAGACUUAUGUGGAAUCGCUUCAAAUUUUGGAAAAGUAUUUUGAAACUCUAAAAGGCAAUGAGGAUUUGGUGGAGAAAACCUUAGCUGAAAACAUGUUCUAUCAAAUCCCGGCAAUCAAAUGCCAUCACGAAAAUCUUCUAACAGAGCUGAAAAGACGAAUGGAGUGCUGGGAUACGCGACAAAAAAUUGGGGAUGUCAUAGUGCACGAAUUUACCAAAGAAUCAGUUAUCGAUACAUAUACGGCAUUCAUAAAUAACUGGAAAACGGCGAAGGAUGCUAUUAAACUUGCGAAGAUCACGAAACCUAAUUUCGCCAAAUUUUUGGAGCAAUGUGCACGGGAACACCGAGGAAAAUUAAACUUGGAUGCAUUAUUAAUUAUGCCGGUACAACGCAUUCCCAGAUACGAAUUGCUCAUAAAGGAAUUACUGAAACACACAGCCGAGGAUCAUCCAGAUCGGAUAGAUUUAGAGUCAGCGCAGAAUCAAGUUCAUGAACUGGCACUGAAAAUCAAUGCCAUGGAAGCGGAGGUUGACGAAGCCGAACGAAUGAUGAUUCGAUUAAAAGAGCUGGAAAUGUACAUUGAUGGAUUGAACGACCUGGUGGAACCUAAUCGGAAGUUCCUCAAAUUCGAUAUGGUGACGAUGGCUAGUGGAAAUAUGGGACUCAAAAAAGAUCGCUGCCUCUUCUUAUUUUCGGAUCUCCUUGUAAUUACCAAUUUAAAGCGUAAAUCGGGCACAAUUCGAAAACCUUCUUCUAACAGCUGUAGCCCGCAAUUAUAUCCUACCCUGGAAAAUAAUAAGUACAAGCUGCUCAUGAAGAUCUCCCUGGCUGAUUUGGAGCUAGCACGAUCGGCACUCACAACGGCGAAAAAGCCGUUUGUUGAGCGCGAUCUACUGGAAAGUGACCUCGGCGUUCUGAACAAGAUCAGUGAACUCACCGGAAACUUAUCGGCAUCCCAUCAGCCGCUGGAUGAUGCAGUGCGCAAUAUGAUCUCUGUGGUUAAUCGUCAGUUAACCGACCGACAAGCGCAUUCACACGAUCCUAAUUUAUCCAAGCUGGAACUCACGGUUCCCACCCAGCAUGGCUUAGAAGCUAUUUCUAUAAAUUUCUUAUCGGCCGGCAAGAAGAAUGCGUGGGAAAAGGCGUUUCUGGAAGCCAAGCAAGUGUUGGGUUUAUCAAUCGACCGGCGACCACCUCCUGACUUCCUAUGUUCCAUACCCAUCCGCAAAACACGGGCGGGAAUGCAGAUCACCUGCUCAGCGGCAACAACCGAUCUGAACGCCUGCGACCUACGGGAUGUGUGGGUAUGCAACAGUGACGGCUACGUUGGCCAAAUCUGUGUUCUCAGUAUGCAGCCGGAACCGGCGCUGACCUCGUGCAUAACCGCGUGUGGAUGUAAAAUCACGUGCAUAGCAUCGGUGCCCGCUUCUACGGGAUUAUCAAAAGGAUCAGUGAUUAAUUCGCGUAAUACCAGUCCGGUGUCCGAUCACAGCAGCAGUGGCGAUACUCAUAAUCCUCCGACACUCAAUCUGGAACUGGACAGUGAUGACUCCACCGAUGAGGACGCCAGCAUCGACGACCACUCACGGAGUCUGCCCAACAGCGAUAAGGACAGUUUCCUGCUAAUGUCCGAAGAUGACCACGAACAACUGCUCAUGUCAGUGGCCGGAAAAUCUCAAAACCCAGUUCCGGAUCCAUCGCAAGGCACAAUGUGGAUUGGCACCGAAGAUGGAUGCAUCCUGGUAUAUUACUGCAACGACAACAUCCGAAUCAAGAAACCACGACUAAAGCUGCAGCAUUCUUCCGCCGUCCAAAGUAUAGCGUAUACGGAUCAGACAGUGUUCGUUGGUCUGGCUAACGGUCAGGUGGCAGUGUACAGCCGAUCAUCCCAGGGUGUCUGGGAGACGACGCAUCCGGUUUAUAUCCAACUGGGAUCUCCUUCCGCACCUGUCCAGCGCAUGACACUGGCGUGCGGCAAAGUGUGGUGCGCCUGUCUCAAUGUCAUUCACGUCAUCAAUCCCUCAACACUUAAAGUUGAAAAUACGUUCUCCAUCGGAUCGGAUGCCAGUCGACCGCUCUCCUGUAUGGCCGCCAGUGGAUUAGGUGUGUGGAUGUCAGUCCAGAACAGCGCUGUGCUGCGCUUGUGCAAUGCGAUCACAUUCGAUUUCCUAGCGGAUAUCAAUCUGACACCCAGUGUACAGAAAAUGCUGGCCGGUUGUGAUGAAAUUCUUCGGCAGCAUAAAUUUGCCUGCCUCCGUAUUACCGCCUUGUUAGCGUGCAAGGAAUUGCUAUGGGUGGGAACCAGCGCUGGAGUUAUCCUGACGGUCAAUCUGCCGCAUAUUCAGCCAGGAACGACAAGACUAAAUUCUUCCCCAACCUUAACAGGCAUAUGGCAUGGGCACACGGGACAAGUCCGCUUUUUGCACUGCGUGGAACAGAAUAUCAUUGGGAGCAUUGGACAGAGUACUAACGGGAAUCGUUCCAAUAGACGCCAUUCGGCAUCGGCUGCCGUUCAAGGGACUAAGAUGCUGGUGGUCAGCGGUGGCGACGGGUAUGAGGAUUUCCGCAGUACAUCAUUCUCUGUGGCAGCCACUACCGGGACAACCGACGGAGCUGGGAGGGAUGACAGCACCAACCAUCUUCUCUUGUGGCAGUGUUAAUUAAAAGUAACACAUAUUCGCAAGGUUGUAAUUCUCAUUACACGAGUUCCUGGGUUCCGUCAGCGAUCGUCGUUCUCUGGUCAUUGUCCCACAUCCUCAAGUAACACUGCAUUCCGCCGGGUUUUCACGGAUUUAAUUUUGUUGGAAGUGUACAUAGACGGUUCUUGAUCUAGUAAUUUCGCGAAACUACACCUUGAUGUAGAGGUAAUCGGAUCUCUGACCUCUUGAGCGGAAUGAAUGAAUGUGUCUGUCUGUAAAUAGUGCUUAUGCUUUUGCUUUAGGUACCGAAAUAUGUUUGCUCUGCUUUCUUGGUUUCAAAGUUUUAUACUAGUCAUAUAACGAUUUGAUUGCACAGACUGAAUUUUUGUAUUAAAUAACAC
Molecule: messenger RNA, 7982 nt
Organism: Paramacrobiotus metropolitanus
Lineage: Eukaryota; Metazoa; Tardigrada; Eutardigrada; Parachela; Macrobiotidae
Exons: 19
Coding region: 1408-7602 (2064 amino acids)
Biological process (GO): actin cytoskeleton organization; intracellular signal transduction
Molecular function (GO): protein binding; guanyl-nucleotide exchange factor activity
Source: RefSeq, a predicted model, not a curated record